CUACUACCCAACAAGCCUUGCAUUCUCCCACCCGAUCUGAUAAGCGACUGGCCUGCUCAGCACUGGGCCAAGACAUCCUCUCACACAAUUGGCAAGAGUAAUACCGAUACUUCAUCUUCCUCUUUACAUCCAGCAUUUGACUUGCUCAAGCAGCAAUAUGGAGAUCACAUUGUUCCAGUGGUCACAACGGCGGGAGAGUCAAGAGAUUCGAUUGCUGGGACCAGUCAGUAUGAGAGUGGACCUUCUGAAAGAGAGGAGAUGACGCUCUCCGAGGCAGUGGGUCGUCUGCACGAGGCAUGUAGAUUGCGUGAGCAAGCGACGGGGGAGGAGCAAGACACCACUCCCCCUGCGCCGCUGAUCUACAUCAAGGAUUGGCACCUUGUGCGACAGGAGAAGCUACGCCACAGCAGGGAGCAGAUAGAUAAUCCCGUCCUCCCGUACACCACGCCCGAUCUCUUCCUCGACGACUGGAUGAACAACGAGUCCUUCCUCCCUCAGCAGAGCAGCGAGGAAGCCGCCGCCGCCGCCGUCUCCGCGGCCAUUCCAGACGACUUCCGCUUCUGCUACGCCGGACUUCGAGGCACCACUACCGGCCUACACAGGGACGUGUACACCUCCUACUCCUGGUCCACUAACCUCGUAGGUCGCAAGCGCUGGGUCCUUUACUCUCCGCAACUCUCCCCGCUCCUCCGCCGACUCCUCGAACAAGGUCGUGGCCUAGCUCCUCUGAGCGCUGCAGAGCGGGCCAGUCUAGAGGAGCCGGAGAGCAGUACUGUCGUGCUUCAGGAGGAGGGAGAGACGAUCUUUGUCCCUUCGGACGUGUUUCACACCGUGGAGAAUCUCGAGGAUACGAUUUCGCUCAAUCACAAUUGGUGUAAUGCGGUGAAUUUGCCGAGGAUGUAUGAGAGUAUCAAGGAGGAAAUGGGAGAGGUGCAGGGCGCGCUGCAGGAUGUGAGGGAGAUGCUAUUGGAGGGUGAGAAGCAGCCUCCCCUCCCCUGGCAAGUCGAGUACUGGCGUCUCAUUCAGCAAGUCUCCCGCUCCGAUGCCGGAUGGGAUUGGCUGCAAUUCUGGCAGAUGGUACAGCGGUGGCUCGAUCCCUCCUCCAGGGCAUGUCCGUCGUUCGUCUACCCACGGGUUGCAACGAUGAUUCAGGAUUUUCGACAGAGGGAAGAGUGGCAGUGGCUCGAUGCAGAGGUCCGGACCUGCGUAGAGGACUGCAGCAUACUCAUUGCUCCAGCCUGUCGAUGA
Microstroma glucosiphilum is the source of this 1248-nucleotide messenger RNA. Its product is annotated as Clavaminate synthase-like protein. The record is from RefSeq and is a predicted model, not a curated record. Gene Ontology annotation, biological process: protein hydroxylation; positive regulation of translational termination; negative regulation of gene expression. Gene Ontology annotation, molecular function: sequence-specific DNA binding; histone H4R3 demethylase activity. The transcript has 3 exons. The annotation marks the transcript as partial. Lineage: Eukaryota; Fungi; Basidiomycota; Exobasidiomycetes; Microstromatales; Microstromataceae. Gene Ontology annotation, cellular component: cytoplasm; nucleus.